AUGCUCUUCCUCGCGAUGCUCGUCGUCGUCAGCUCCGAGGGCCUCCGCGGGCUGCUCCAAGAUGGCAUGGCGUACCUGGCCACGUACCCGUCGCUCUUCCUGCUCUUCCUCCUCUUCGGCUUUGCCGUCGCGGUCGCGAGCUCCAUCUUGCACUACCGGUUCCACGACGCUAACAAGGUCGCGGCCGUGCCCAUGGCGUGCUACGACUGCGAGCAGCAGUCCAAGACCAAGAAGACGACCAAGGCCGACGUCGCGUCCAAGCGCACGAUGGCGGAGAAUGUUGGUAUCCUUGCCAUGGAGGUCUACUUCCCGGCCAACUACAUCGACCAAGCCGACCUCGAGCAAUACGAUGGCGUGAGCGCUGGCAAGUACACCAAGGGCCUCGCCCAAGACAAGAUGUGCUUUACGGGCGACCGCGAAGAUGUCAACUCGAUCGCGCUCACGGCGGUCAAGAACCUCCUCGAAAAGUACGACAUCCACCCGUCGCAGAUUGGCCGCCUCGAAGUCGGUACCGAGACGAUGGUCGAUUUGUGCAAAUCGACCAAGACGGUGCUCAUGGACCUCUUCCACGAGCAUGGCAACUACGAUCUGGAAGGUGUGACGUCUGUGAACGCGUGCUACGGUGGUACGGCGGCCCUCUUCAACUCGGUCGCGUGGGUCGAAAGCCGUGCGUGGGAUGGCCGCUACGCGCUCGUUGUGUGCGGUGACAUUGCGGUUUACGCCAAGGGCCCCGCGCGCCCGACGUGCGGUUGCGGCGCUGUCGCUAUGCUCAUCGGCCCCAACGCGCCGCUCGUCAUGGAGAGCGAGCUGCGCACGACGUUCUCGGAGAACAUGUGGGACUUUUACAAGCCGGACCCGCACUCCGAGUACCCGACCGUCGACGGCAAGUUCUCGCAGUCGUGCUACCUCAAGACGCUCGACGACUGCUACCGCCGCUUCUGCGUCAAGAACGAGCUCGCCGGUGUCACCAAGAACGGCAAGAACUUUGACGUGGCCGCCAACGACUUUGUCAUCUUCCACUCGCCGUACAACAAGCUUGCGCAGAAGGGCUUUUCGCGCAUCAUCUUCAACGACUUUCUCCGCAACCCGUCCCUGCCGCAGUACGAACUCCUCAAAAAGUGGCACGGCGCCAAGCUCGAAGACACGUACUACGACCGCGACUUGGACGCGGCCGCGCGCAAGGUGUCGCUCGACCUCUGGAAUCGCAUGGUCGAGCCGUCCUGCGGCGCGUCGCGUGCGAUUGGCAACUGCUACACGGCCUCCGUGUACAUCAACCUCGCGUGUCUCGUCGACACGGCCCGCGCGUCGCUCCACGGCAAGCGCAUCAUGCUCUUCUCGUACGGCUCGGGUGCGGUCGGCUCGAUCUUCUCGCUCCGCGUGCCCCGCCCGGCGGACCGGUUGCCGACCGAGGCUGGCGCUGUGCCGUUCACGCUCGAGCGCAUGUCGGACUCGCUCAACCUCGUACGCCGCCUUGACGCGCGCAUGAAGCGGACGCCCGAAGAGUUCAACGCGCACUUGGACUUGCGCGAGGCGUCGCACGGCCUCAAGUCGUACACGCCGCUGCAGUCGACCGAUGCGCUCUUCCCCGGCACGUACUACCUCGUCAAGGUCGACGACAAGCACCGCCGCACGUAUGCGCGCAAGGCGCUCAACCAGCCGCUCGCGUAUGCUGCGCUGCCGCCGCUCGCGGUCGCGCCGCCGUCGCCCAAGCCCGUGGUCGCGGCCCCCAAACCGAUGCGCGUCGUUGUCUCGGGCGUCGGCGCCGGUGCGCCGGGCGCGGCGGGUCCGUUCCGCGCCGACACGUUCGAGAAGCUUCUUGCUGGCGACAACCACAUUGACGUGCUCGGUGACGAUGCCAAGGACGCGAUGCUGGCACGCCGCGUCGUGCAGAUCUCCAAGAAGGACGGCGUGACGACGCGCGCGCCAGUGAGCUCCGCCGACGAGUGCAUCAAGCUUGCGGCCGUGCUUCGCCCCGUGGACCUCGUCGCCCAGUACGGCAUCCCCAAGAGCCUUGUCGAAGGCAUGGACACAGCGUCGAUCGCCGCCGUCGCCGCCGGCCUCGACGCGCUCAAGCAGUCGGGUCUCGUGGCUGGUACCGUCGAGAACGGCUGGGGCAACUGGCGUCUUCCGGACGCGAUGGCCGACUCGACCGGUGUCUUGUACGCGACGUCGUUCCCGGCGCUCGAUGCGGCCGUAAAGGAGGUCGCGCGCUUCCACACGACGCCGACCGACGACUAUGAGUUUGACCGCAAGCUCCUCUUCCGCCUCCUUGUGCUCGCCAACGCGCAGAUUGCGCAGAUCGUCGGUGCCAAGGGCCCGAACGCCCAGGUGAACGCGACGUGCGCCGGUACGACGGUGGCCAUCUCGAUGGCGCAGGACUGGAUCAAGUCGGGCAAGUGCCAGCGCGUCAUCGUUGUCGCCGGCGACAUUGCGAGCAGCGAGAGCCUCCUGCCGUGGAUCGGCAGCGGCUUCCGCGCGCUCGGUGCCGCGACUCUGGCCUCGACGGUCGCGGACGGCGCUGUGCCGUUCGACAAGCGCCGCAACGGCAUGCUUCUCGGUGGCGGCGCCGUCGGCCUCGUGCUCGAAGCCGAGUCGGCGACGAUCGCCCGCGGCCUCUCGACGCCGUCGACGGUGCACUUGGUCGCGAGCCAAGCGAGCAACUCGGCCUUCCACGGCGCGUCGAUCGACAAGGAGCACCUCGCGCACGAACUCAACCGGUUCCUCUCGACGAUCGAGGCCGAGCACGGCAUCUCGCGCGCUAUGAUCGCUGCGCACGGCGUCUACUACAGCCACGAGACGGGCACGCACGCGUCGCCGUCCAAGUCGUGCGCGUACUCGGAGAUCUCGGCGCUGCGCUCGGCGUUUGGCGACGCCGGUCUGGCGACGCUCGUGAUUGCGAAUACAAAGGGCUUCACGGGCCACCCGAUGGGCGUCUCGUUCGAGGACGUGGUGGCCGUCGAGGGCCUCAAGCGCGGCCGCAUCCCGCCGGUUGUCAACUUCAAGAUCCACGACGACAACUUGAGCGCGACGCCGCUCCGCCUUAGCAACGGCGGCGCGUACCCGGACGUCAAGUACGCGCUGCGUUUCGCGGCGGGCUUUGGCUCGCAAGUCGCCUUUACGCUCUACGCGCGCACAGACAAGACGAUGUAA
Messenger RNA from Saprolegnia diclina VS20, 3150 nucleotides. RefSeq lists its product as hypothetical. NCBI's taxonomy places the organism in Eukaryota, Oomycota, Saprolegniomycetes, Saprolegniales, Saprolegniaceae. Gene Ontology annotation, molecular function: hydroxymethylglutaryl-CoA synthase activity. Gene Ontology annotation, biological process: acetyl-CoA metabolic process. The coding region runs from base 1 to 3150 and encodes 1049 amino acids. The record is from RefSeq and is a predicted model, not a curated record. The transcript has a single exon.